CACGUGACCAGAGCUGGGGGCUCCUGUCUGAGCCCUCCAGCUUCUUCUCCCCAGGUGCCCAUCGGAGGGAAAGAUGGCUGAUGCGCAGAACGUCUCGCUGGACGGCCCGGGGAGUGUGGGGGCCGUGGCCGUGCCUGUGGUCUUUGCCAUCAUCUUCCUGCUGGGCACAGUGGGCAACGGGCUAGUGCUGGCCGUGCUGUUGCAGCCCAGCCCCAGUGCCUGGCAGGAGCCGGGCAGCACUACGGACCUGUUCAUCCUCAACCUAGCGGUGGCCGACCUCUGCUUCAUCCUGUGCUGCGUGCCUUUCCAGGCCGCCAUCUACACACUGGACGCCUGGCUCUUUGGGGCCCUCGUUUGUAAGACGGUGCACCUGCUCAUCUACCUCACCAUGUACGCCAGCAGCUUCACGCUGGCCGCGGUCUCGGUGGACAGGUACCUGGCCGUGCGGCACCCGCUGCGCUCGCGGGCCCUGCGCACGCCGCGCAACGCCCGCGCCGCCGUGGGGCUCGUCUGGCUGCUGGCGGCCCUCUUCUCGGCGCCCUAUCUCAGCUACUACGGCACCGUGCGCUACGGCGCGCUGGAGCUCUGCGUGCCCGCCUGGGAGGACGCGCGCCGGCGAGCCCUCGACGUGGCCACCUUCGCCGCCGGCUACUUGCUGCCCGUGGCCGUGGUGAGCCUGGCCUACGCGCGCACGCUGCGCUUCCUGUGGGCGGCCGUGGGCCCCGCGGGCGCGGCGGCGGCGGAGGCCCGGCGCAGAGCCACGGGCCGCGCGGGGCGGACCAUGCUGGCGGUGGCCGCGCUCUACGCCCUCUGCUGGGGCCCGCACCACGCGCUCAUCCUCUGCUUCUGGUUCGGCCGCUUCGCCUUCAGCCCGGCCACCUACGCCUGCCGCCUGGCCUCGCACUGCCUCGCCUACGCCAACUCCUGCCUCAACCCGCUCGUCUACGCGCUCGCCUCGCGCCACUUCCGCGCGCGCUUCCGCCGCCUGUGGCCCUGCGGCCGCCGCCGCCGCCGCCGCUGCCGCCACGCCCGCUGCCCCCCGGGCGCCCGCCGCGCCCACCGCCGCGUCCGCCCCGCCACCGCGGGCCCUGCCGGUUGCCCCGGGGACGCCCGGCCUCGCGGCAGGCUGCCGGCGGGCGGCGGCCGGGGCGGGGGGCCCGGGGAGGAGCCCGCCCGCGUCGGAGAGGCCGGGCGAGCCUCGUCGGCCCCGGGACCGGAAUAA
This is a messenger RNA of Felis catus (domestic cat), 1222 nucleotides long. RefSeq names its product galanin receptor 3 (gene GALR3). Lineage: Eukaryota; Metazoa; Chordata; Mammalia; Carnivora; Felidae. The transcript is spliced from 2 exons. The record is from RefSeq and is a predicted model, not a curated record. Gene Ontology annotation, biological process: adenylate cyclase-modulating G protein-coupled receptor signaling pathway; neuropeptide signaling pathway; negative regulation of adenylate cyclase activity. The coding region runs from base 74 to 1222 and encodes 382 amino acids. Gene Ontology annotation, cellular component: membrane. Gene Ontology annotation, molecular function: galanin receptor activity.